CUACCAUGGUUUUAUAACUGCUCAAUUACAGUUUGUAUCAUUUCUCCUAAGAAAAACAGUGAACAAUUUCAGAAAGGGACCUAGAAGAGUGAGAUUUUUUUUAGUAGUUUGUCAUACUUGCUAGAGUGCUACAUCAAGGAGUGUGGAGCCCAAACAUUUUAUUGUAAAUCACUUAUUAAAAAUUUUGGCAUGUUUCAUAGGUAUACAUACACACAUAUAAAUUUUAUACAUGUUCUAUUAUAUUGUUGUAAUUUUUAAAACAUACAUAAAGUACAUAAAACAGCAAUUUUUAAAAUGCUAAAAUUAAAAAUAUAAAAAUAGAAGCUAAUUGUUUUUAAUCCAAAAGAAUUUUCUAUUCUCCCUGGGAUGAAUUUGAAACUGAACUAUAGAAUUAGAUCUUUUAAGAUUUUCCUUGCAUCCUUACAAAAAGUUAUAACAAACAAAAGACUUAGGCUCUUGAAGUUUAAUUUAUCACUUGAAAACAAUUCAAAGUUGACUGCUAGUGUAUGUAUGCUUGAAUGACUGUUAUCUGUGCUAUUAUGAUUACAUGCUCUCUCGCCUGAAUUGCUAUCAUUAAGGAAGAGUGCAUUUGGGCGGUGCCUGUGGCUCAAAGGAGCAGGGGGUGGGUCCCAUAUGCCAGAGGUGGCAGGUUCAAACCCAGCCUCUACCAAAAACUGCAAAAAAGAAAAAAAAAGGAAGAGUGCAUUUGUUUAUAACAGCUGAUAAAUUGGGCCCAGGAUUGAGUUUAUUUAAUAAAUUAAUAAUUCAAAAUGAAUAUUUUACUUUGUCCUACUAACUGAUUAUAGUUAUUAAUAACAAUCAUAAGCAGGUUUUAUAUAGGAAUAACAAAUUAUCAUAUGAUUUCAACCAGAUUAUACACCUCUUAAAGAGAGACUGCAUCAUUUUUCUCCAGGUGUAGACACAGCAUCUUUUACCUAACAGGUGCUCAUAAAAAUGUUUACUUUUUCUUCAUCAUCAUUUGUUCAAGCCCUUGGGCAACCAGCCCUGUCUUUGUUUCCCAACAGGUUUGACCACCCUGUCACCUGGCAUUUUUCUGUCCCUGACAUGACAACUUCCACCCACUGAUUUUUGACAGUUGCCAAAGAAAGUCUGCAAAUAGAAAACAUGCUAACUAGGUUUAAAAAUAAAUAAAUCAGUACUUUGACUAUACAAAUGUUGGUUUCACAGUAAAAAUUUUUCUAGUCACCAAACUGAUUUCUCUUAGCAAAUUCACAAACAAUUUAGCUCCUGGAGAUUGUAACAUAAGGGAGAGGGUGGGGAGGAGGUUGCCUUAGAGAGGGAGGAUCGGCCUCAGAAUGUUUAUUUCCAGAAAGAAAAAAAAAAAAAAAAAUCCCCAGAAAGCCUUUCAUCCAGGAGGUCUCUGAACUCCUUACAGAUGAGAACUGUUACUUAGUUUCUGCCUAGACAUUAAUUUGGGAGCAGAGGAAAGACCGAGUUUAUCAGUGCAAUUUACCUUUAAGACUCUUUGCAAUUCCAAGACUGGUUGAAAAUUGGAGAAAAUGGUGGAGCCCAACACCCCCAAAUUCUGAAGCCCCUCCAACCUCUUCCCUUACAUACAAAAAAAAAAAAGGAGAAUGGGAGGGAGGGAAGAAACGAAGAAACGAACACAAGGUAGAAAAGAAAAUCCUGGUCCUCCAUUUCACUCUCCAUUCCUGAGAUGACCCAGUUCUUCUAAGAGAAAUCCAGCGCUGGGGUGUGUGGGUAUGAGAAAGGUCCCGCUCUCCUCCUGAGACCCAGGGCAGCCAGAGCAAGGCACUUCUUCUCCACACCCCACUCCAACCCAACUGGCCUCAAACUCUUUUAUAAAUUCUGGGGGACUUCGAAUCUCUCUCCUUGGACUUGAGUAAACUAAACGAGGAAAGCAGACCCGGCCAGAACAAGAGAUUGAAAAAGUGCAUCAGCAAUUCAGAUGCAGGGUGACGCUGGGGCGGGCAGGCUUGGACUCUCCGCUCCCUGUGACUAGGACACAGCUGGCUUUGAAUAAGAACACUAAAUGCACUACAUUUGGUCUCUCGCCCGGCCGCCGGCUAGUGGCACCCAGCCACUCGUCCCCGCCGGCCAGGCCCUGGCCCUGGCUUGCGCGAUACAGGGAAUGCCCAUCAGCUGGCGGUUACACCUGUUAGGUGUUUCUCCACUCGCUGCCUCCGCCCUGCAAGCCUCCCACACACACACACACACACACACACACACACGGUUGGAGCCCCGGGUGCUGAGCGCGUGAAGUGGGUGGCUGAAGCCGGGCCGGGUUUCCCGAACAGACCCCCGCAGGACUCAAUGCAGAGGGCCGGGGCGGGGACCGGGGCCGGUGAAGGCGGGAGAGAUCAAUAAAGGCAGCGAGGGGUAUGCGGAGGGCAAGGGGAAGGGCGGCGGCUGCUCGCGUUACGCUUCCAGAGCCUACGGCAGAGACGCAGGGCUGAGCCGUGGAGGGGAUGGGGCUUGUACCAGCCCCUGCGUUGCUCCUCGCAGCCCCGGCGCCACCUCCCCUCGUCUGGCCUUGGCGCCCGUUAGGCCGUGCACGGUGAGCGCGGGUGCUGGCGGGCUACACCUCGCCCGGAAGGGCAGGGCCCGGCGGGGCCACGGUGGGGACACUCCCGGAGCCGGACGGCCCGCGCGUCGCCAGGGCGCACCAGCUCCCACUGCCGCAGGAAUCGCGGCCGGGACGGAGCUCCCUGCGCGCCCCCCGGGGGCCGGUAGCGGCUGGGAACCGGCGCGGGCUCGGCCGCUCGGCCUGGCAGCUCAGCCAGCACUGCAGCGGUGACGUGGGCUCAGGCGCUGGGCAGCCUGCGAGCCCAUGGCGGGUAGCGACAUGGACAGCGAGGGGCCGGCACGGAGAGGCGGCGCGGCGAGGCGACCGGGGGCGACCGGCGGGUCAGGAAGCGAAGCGGCCGCGGGCUGCCCGGAGCCGCUGUCCACUGCUGAAGCGCCGGCCGAGGGUGCCAAGCUACCCGCCUGGAUGCGCCUUUACUUCUAUGGGAUGCACGGGAUCACUCUGGACGUGCUGGUGUCCUCAGCUCGGAGCUUCGUUCGCAGCCCGGACCCCCGGAUGCUCGGCUUCUCCUCACCCUACCGCUGCCUGCUGCACUCGCUCACCCACUUCGCCUUGGAGAAGGUCUACCUGCAGCAGCGGCGCUGUCCCAGCGCCUUUGUCUUCAAUUUCCUCCUCUACCCGUCGGCUCACGUGGGGCUGCAGACCCUGACCGGCCAGGCGGUACUGCUCAGUCUGGGCGGGGGUCCGGGGGGCGCAGCAGCGCCAGGGGCGCUGGACCUGGCGCUGCAGUACGUGCUGGCGCUCUACCACUGCCAAGUGUUCCUCAAGCGCUUCCUGCGCUUGCGGUACGGGCGGCAGCGGCAGCAACAGCGGAGGAGCGCGCUCCCCGCCCCUCCCGGCGCCCGGGCCCCCGCGGCCAGUGCCCGGCGCCGACGACCCCGAGGGCCUAAGGGCGCCGGAGGAGCUCCCGGUCCCGGGCUGCCGGACCUGCUCCGCUUUCUGUUCUUCGGAAUGCAUGGUUUUCUAGAUGAGAUAUUCUUCACCUUCUUCUUUAACGUGCUGGGGCAGGGGGACGGAGCAACCGGCGGCCACACGUCGCUCUGGUCCUUCUUGAUGUACGGCAGCUGCAGUUUCGUGGUGGAAAAGCUGUACUUCCAUCUUCACUGCAGGCGCGGUUGGAGCGCCUGGAAGCGCGUGCCCAUCUACGUGAUCUUCAUCUACGUGUGGGAGUUGUCCUGGGGUCUGGGACUCCGCACGUGCGGGGCCUGUUCCUGGGACUAUUCUCACUACCCGCUCAACUUCCUGGGCCUCAUCACUCUGAUGUAUUUACCCGGUUGGAUAUUCCUUAGUGUGUACCAGGACCUACUUUCCAACGUGUUGUGGCAGGUACAGUACGUACCGACUAACUAAAGCCAAAAAAAGAAAAGAAAAGAAAAAAGUCACUGAUUCCCCCAAAGGAAUGUGAUUUAUUUUUACACAUUUAAAGCAGAGUGGGUUUUUUAAUCUUUUAAUUUUUAUACACUUUACUAAACACUUCCGACAUAUUUUCCUCUACAUUUUAGUUCUUCUGACUGUUAGGAACCUAUAUAUAAUACAAAACUUUGAAAAAUUACUAAAAACAUAACUCAAAGCACUUAACUUGUCAAUAUUUCAAAAGUUUUACAAGCCCAAACAGCAAAACCAUCAUACCUUAACACCAGAAAGCUGUAGUAUUUACUUAUCUGGACAUAGAUAAGUGAUAGCUACUAAUUCAAAAAUAAUUUAAAAGGAAGUUCUUUAAAUCAGAGAACAGUGAUUUUUAGAAGAUUUGGUGAAAUUUUCUGAUUUAAUGAUUUGUUUACUUUCUUUUUAAUCAAGUUUCAUUUUAAUUCAUGGCCAUAUUUACCAAUGACUGCUGGAACUCUAUGAAUAGUACUCCUGAAACCACAGUUAAUAGCUCUUAAAGUGCCUCUGUCUAGUACACAAGUGAAAAGAAGCUGGCAAAUUUUUAAAUGAGAAAUCUCUUCUAGCAACUCAGACAGGUGACACUGUGUUAAGAUAUUUGAUCUCCAUCCUGGAAAUGAUUGCUUUCCAAUGUGGCAUAGCCUUAAAAACCAAGUGUGUUAAUGUUGAUCAGAUCCUGUGUUAUCCAUGGCUGUAAAUUUUUCUUAUUGUGCAAUAAUAUAAAAUGUUUACCCUAUAUGUCCUGUCCAAGGGCCAAGUGAAAUUGUGUAACUUUUAAUAGUGUUCUAACUGUAAGGACCCUUUUCAACAUGGAGUUUCAAGGGCAGGAAAAAUACAUUGGAAUAAAAUGAACCUGAAUGUUCACUCUAAUUACA
This is a messenger RNA of Nycticebus coucang (slow loris), 4827 nucleotides long. Its product is annotated as transmembrane protein 229A. The transcript has a single exon. The record is from RefSeq and is a predicted model, not a curated record. NCBI's taxonomy places the organism in Eukaryota, Metazoa, Chordata, Mammalia, Primates, Lorisidae. Bases 2813 to 3919 code for a protein of 368 amino acids.